AAUGCAUAAUUCAGCUGAAGACAGAUUUUUUUGAAAACCAUCAGCCAAUCACAGAUGAUAAUGUUGUGCUUCAGAGGUUCUGCGCCAAGUUUGAACAUCUACUUAAGAUUGGGAUGAAAGAAAAGACAUCUUUGCUGGGGCGCAAAAAAGAUUACUGGGACUAUUUUUGUGAGUGCUUAGCAUCUGCCAAAGGCUCAAAUGAUGGAAUUAAAUUUGUGAAAAGUCUGGCAGAGAAUAAAACUUCAGUUGGAAGAGGCAGGGCUUUUAUACGAUUCUGCCUGGUCCAUCAGAGAUUGGCAGACACUUUACAGCAGUGUGUGACUCACAGCAAAACUUUUGACUGGUUUACAACCACUAGUGUUUUGUUGGAUGAGAAGACCUGCCAAAGUCUUAUCAACUCAUUAUAUGACCUGAAUUCUUUGCACUUUGACCUCUCACCCCGAGGUUAUGAUUUGGAUGUGUCAUGGCCUUCAUUUUCAAAUCGCAAACCUUUGCCAGGUGGCACAUGGAGUAUUCCAAUCAGUCGAAGAUCAAGUGUAACAAGCAUGGACACAGUCAGCCAGAUAAGCAUGUCCGUAGACAACGCAGAAGCUGACCGGCUUACCAGGGACUUGGAGCAGGCACAGAAUGCAAAGAGCGACCUGAUUGUUCGGGUGGAGGCCUUGCAGCAGGAGAAGGAACAAGUCCGGCAGUCAGCUUGGGCGACUCACGGAGAAUUGCAGGCUUUACAGCAGCAGUUGACUCAGCUCCAGUCUCAGCACAGUUCGCUGCAAGAGAGAUACAAGGAGCUUGAUAUCAACCAUAUGAAACUCAAGCUGGAGAAAGAGCAUGCAGAAAAAUAUCUGAAAGACGAGCUGAAAAUCCUAAGUGACAAAUUCAAAGAAGAAGAGUCUAAACGAGUUUUUCAGUUGAAGACGGAGGAGGCGAUCUGGAAGCAGGAGGUCAGAGAGGAGGGUGAUCGAAAGAAGAGAGAGAUUGACAAGCUGCAGAAGGAACUGGAGUUGGCAAUGGAAGAAGCUGAGAAACAGAAGGUCAGGUCUGCUGCACAAGAAGAUGCAUUGAAAAGUCUCAUGGCAGAAUUGGGUCUGAACUCUGAUGCGGAAUGUGGAGAUUCCCUGGUCAGGCUAACACAUCACAUCACGGCAUUGCAGCAAGAGCUGUCCAGUGUCAGGCUGGAGAAGGUUGAUAUCCAGAAUUCACUCGAGAAACAGUUGGAAAACCAGGAUAGAGUUAACAUCCUCGAAACUCAUGUCAAAGAGCUGGAGCAAGCCCUCAAAGAUUCAGCAGAAACUCGGGACAGUUUACAAAGUGAGAUCAGCUCAUUUGAUCGGCAGCUGAAGGCUAAAACAGACAACAGUGUUGAUCUGGAGGAGCAGAAUAACCAGCUGAUGAAGGAGAAGAAUGAACUUCAAGACAACUUAGAUGAAAUACACAGACACAAUAUUAUUCUCAAGAAUAAACUUGAGACACAAAAUGUGGACUUGGAGAUGUUUAGAUCUGAUGCAGAAGAAAAGCAAAAGAAGAUGAAUGAGUUAUCGGGAAUUAUUGAGGAUAAUUUAUUACAGCUGAAAAAUAAAGAAGUGGAGAUUGUGAGCUUGAAAGAGGGACUUGAGGAGAAGAAAGAAGAAGUCUUAGCUUUGAAACAAAGUUCAGAAGGACAAGCUACUGACCUGGAGAAACUGCUGCAGAAGAAAGAUGAAGACCUGAUCAGAAUGAAAUCGGAGCUUGAUAUGAAAGCAAGUCAGUUAGAACAUGUCAGCAAAGAAGCAGCAGAAGCUGAAAAUGAAAACAUGGUGCUAAGCAAAAGUGUAGAAGCAGCAGAAAUGCUUAUUGACACAUUAAAAAGUCAGAAUAGUAAACUUGAGGAAAUGAUGGCAUGUGUAAAAGCCUCACAAGAUGAGAAGAAUCAGGAAGUACAGGCUAAAGAUAUCAUUAUUAUAGAGGCCAGUGAGAAGAUAAAGAAGUUGAAAAAUGAGCUGUCCUCUGUGAAUGAGAACCUUAUGUGUGCGAUGUCUGAGGCUGAUAAAUUGCUUGCAGGCCAAAAGAGUGCAGACGCGGAGAAGGAAGGUCUUAGAGUAGAACUCAAGCAGCUACAAGCAGAGAAAGAGAAUCUCAGGUCAGAGAUGAAUAUGGAAAAGAACAGAAUUAUGGGAUUGUUACAAGAGUCGGAAGGGGUUAAAAGGUCAGAGGGUGAAAAAGAAGAGAAAAUUGCCAGUUUGUUUGUUGAAAUUGAACAGUUAAGAAAUGAAAAAGGGGAGGCCAUUGCCAAUUUGGAGCAGAAGGUAAAAUCAUUGAGUGAUGACAUCAGAGAUAGAAACAGGGAUAUUUCUGCCUUGAAAAGUGAAGUCGACAAUUUGAAAAUAUUACUUGAUAAUGAAAAAUCCUCAAAGUGUGAAAUUAUAGAGAAACUGGAAAGUGAUAUUCAGAAACUGAACUCUGAGAAAAAUGAAUCAGAAGUUAGAUUAAAAAACAAUAUUUCCAUUUUGGAAUCUACAGCCAAAGAAGUAAAAGAGAUUCAUGAAAAUGAAACUGCCUCAUAUUCUGAGAGGAUUGAAAACUUGGAAGCACAACUUGCAGAGAAAAUACAAGUUUUAGAAACAAAGUGUCUUGAUUAUGAAAAUACAGUAGAAGAGUUAAAAAAAGAACUUGUUAAAAUUUCUUCUGAAAAGGAUACUGUUAUCAAAAUAAUGGAGUCUAACAUGGCAGAGCUAAUACAAGAAAGAGAUCACUUGUUAGCAGAUCUAAAUUCGGCUUCGAAAAUGAAUGAACAGACUAAAUCCCAGCAGACAGUAAUUGAAGAGCAGCUUUCAUCGACAUGCAGACAGCUGGAGGCAGUUAGUGCAGAAAAGAUCUCACUUUCGUCUGAACUUACAGCCAUGUCUGAGGAGUUAACCAGGGUCAUGAAUGAGAACGAUGCCUUUCAGAGAGUGAUCACUGACCUGAAAAACUCGCUGAAACAGGCGGAAGAUGAAGCUCAAGAGAAACUCAUGCAGAAACGGCAAAUUGAACUUCAGUUAGAAGAUUUGAAAGUUCAGCUGGAUAAGGCUCAGGCAGAAAAUGUUGAGCUGGGCAUACAGCUUGAUGGUUACCAGUCACAGACACAGUUCAGCACCAAGGUCUUGGAGGAGAACCUUGUGGAAGCCAAGGAUGCAGUGGAACAUCUGAAAAUGGAAUUAAUGCAGCUACAAGAAAAAUAUGAUGUGGUUGAGAAGGAAAUUGAUGAUCAAAAAGAGAGGCUGGAGUCGAUAGAGAAGGAGAAGCUGGACCUGUUACUUCAGCUUGAUUCUUUAAAGAAAGACGCUGACAGUGUCGAUGGAAGUGAUGCAGUGAGUAAACUGAAGAAGGAACUUGAAGAGGAACGUCUAAAGUAUCUGUCGACAAUUGAGAACUUGAAUGAGGAGAUCUCCUCUCUGCAGUUCCAGCUGAGUGCAGAACAGAUGAUUCAGUCUGAUGGCUUUCAGAGUAAAGCAAGUGGAAAAGAUAGCCAGGAAUUAAAGACGCGAGUGUCCGACAUGGAGAUUAUUAUAGAACAGCUGGAGAGAGAACUAGAGACGCUGCACAAGACAAAAGAUAUCGACUCCACUCAGGUACAGGAGCUGAAGAAGCAGCUCAGCCUGAAGCAGGAGGAGUGUGGCAGAUUGGAGAAAGAUCUUCAGCAGGUCACUGCCCGGCUAGCAGAAGAAACUUCUAGAAGGGAGAGACUAGAGACGGAUCACACCCACCUCUGCCGCUCGUACGAUCGGGAUGUAGAGGCAAGAGACUCCGAAAUCAAGAAUUUACAGUCAGACAAUGAGCAGAUCAGGAAAAAACUGGGUAAAUUGGUCCAAGACAAAGACAUCCUGUGGCAUAAAACGGAUGAGCUUGUGACGGAGCAAAGGAGGAUAUUGGGAGAUCGUUGGCAGGAGAAUGCCAGAGUCACACAUUGUCCUCAGUGUCGUUCAGAAUUCUCUCUGUUUGUCAGAAAGCACCACUGCCGAAUCUGUGGCAAGAUCUUUUGCUGGUCUUGUUCAGAUUUCUGGAUUGACAGUCCCAACGAUGACCGGAAGAUCCGAGCGUGCAAACCCUGCUACAACCACACUAGCAGCCUGGGAAGUGCUCUCAUCUCCACUUCCAUGGUUGAAGCUGAGAGCGAUGAUGAGGAUGACGAGAAU
Molecule: messenger RNA, 4151 nt
Organism: Candidula unifasciata
Lineage: Eukaryota; Metazoa; Mollusca; Gastropoda; Stylommatophora; Geomitridae
Source: the annotation of a GenBank genome assembly